AUGAAUAUGCUAGGUACCGACCAACGAAAUCGCUCCCCCGCGUCUAAUUCCCACGUGCAGCCUUCAAAUUCGAGCAUUGGUCCUACAGACACCUCUCAACCAGGGUUCUCUCCUUCGUUAUCGUCUUCACCCAAGAUGUUGGCGGCUGAUGCCCCUAGCACCUUCUUUCAUGACUACUCGGAACAAGAGGCUUCCCCAGCCGCCGCCACCUUCCGCCCCGGAACUGCUCAAACAUACACAAGUGAACCGCUUGACUUGGAUUUCAAUGUUGACCAUCGAAGACCAUCGGUGGCCAGUGCUAUGACAGCCAGUAGCCAAGGGUCUAAAUCAAGUACUGGUGCGCUUUUCAGAAAGAAGCUGCAGGGGUUUUUCGGCGAUGAAUACCAAGGCAACGGAGAUCCGAAGCAUGAUUCCGACAACAAUACCCAGGCUUCGAUCUCGAAGCCGUCCUCGAUCGACUAUUUCCGAGCCCGAGAACGAGCCAACUCAGACGGAUCACGCAACACUGCCGACACCUCACAUGAUAGAAAUCAUCAAAACCACGCCAGACCACGAACUCCUCUUCCUUCAAGUGAAAUCACUCCAUGGCUGUACCAAAGUUUCAACGAUAUACCUCAAUUUGGGGAGGCUCCCGUGCGUCAAGCCCCCACAACCGAAGGGCAACGUGCCGCGGCGUCCCAAAGAGAUCCAACUCGGAGGCAUUUUAGUGGACACCGCCACUCCCGGAGUAAAGAAGAAAAGCCGACUGCUGCCGGCGAUCUUGCUGGUUACCCAGCCCACCCGGCGACCGGGCGAGAUGAUUUAUCUCUUCGACUCCAUCCGUCCAGGGAAGGAAGCCUCAAUUACCCAACCCCGAUGACAUCGACCACCACACUUGGACGUGCCACUAGCCCCACACCUAGCGUCCAGAGCGCCCACGUAAAAGGACACGGACAGAACUCCCCGGGUGCCCAGCCGGGUAAGCGUUCUUUUCUCGACAAGAUACGCCGCCCGAAGCACGGCCAUAUAAAGAACAUUGCGACCGUAAAAGGCGUGCAAGACACCACGAAGGCCGCUGCGUCGAAAUUGGCGCGACGAGAAGCUUCACCCGCCAGACGAGGGAGACAGGGCAGCAUCGAAAGCGCGACAUCUUCUCGGUACAACGAUGGAGAAAGCGAUCGUAAAAGGGACGGGAAAGGGUUGGCCAUCUGCCCCUCCAAGCUGCGCGGCCGGCGAGGUGUGGGCAAUGAGUAUCCGGUGGGCAAAGACCCCAGGUUUUCAGACGAUUCCAACAUGUGGGCUCUUGAUACAGACCUUUCCCAUAUGGAGGGCAUUGUGAACCCGCCAUCCCCAAGUGAACGGGGUCGAAUGCCAGAUGGGGCUCAUGCGCAGGCUGAGGAUCGGGCAAACCGGGAUAAUCUGCCAGCCGGAAACUGGGAUGCGCCGGAGAGUUGGCAUGUCAAAAAGCAAAAAGAUGAUAUAUCGUCCUUACUACCAGAUGACGGCGUCGAGCAACCUGGGCCCACCAUCUCUGAACCCGACGGCGUGGGCUACUUUAUCCGGGUGUUCCGCGCCGAUUCGACCUUCGCCACUCUCUCAGCUGGACUUUAUGCGACUGUCGCUGAUGUGCUCCUUCUACUCGGUCGCAAAUCCUUUCUUACCGACCAUUUGAACAACUACGAGUUAGUGAUGCGGAAGAAUGACCUCUCCAGACAGCUUGGUCCGAGUGAGAUGCCCAUUCUCAUGCAGAAGCGCAUGCUCGAACAAGUAGGCUAUACCGAAAAGGACAAGAUUGAGGAAAUCGGCCGCGAAGACCAUAGUUAUAUUCUUCGCUUCACCUUCCUCCCAGCCCGCAUCAGUGGCUACAGCAGCCUCGAGAGCGAGCCCGUCCUCAACAAAAACCAGAAAUUCAGCCAUGUGGAUCUCUCCAACCGAAGCUUGGUCACCAUUCCGAUUACUCUUUACAAGAAGGCACCUGAAAUCAUCUCUCUGAAUUUGUCAAAGAACCUGUCCCUGGACGUGCCCAAGGAUUUCAUUCAGGGGUGUAUCAACCUGCGGGAGAUUAAAUUUAUUGGAAACGACGCUCUUCGGUUGCCGGCCAGUUUCGGCCUGGCAAGUAGACUGACAUAUCUUGAUAUAUCGAACAAUCGGAUAGAGGAUCUGAGUCAUGCCAAUCUGGAUAGACUGCACGGCCUUGUCAGUAUCAAGAUGGCCAACAACAGGCUCACGGAGCUUCCUGCCUACUUUGGCAACUUCCAAUAUUUGCGGAGUUUGAACAUAUCCUCCAACAACUUCCAGGUGUUCCCGGAGCUGCUCUGUGAUCUCAAGAGUCUCGUCGAUUUGGACAUCAGUUUCAACAACAUUUCUCAGUUACCUAACCUUGGGCGCUUAACUACACUCGAGCGGAUCUGGAUGACGAAUAACAUCGUCCGAGGUUCCCUUGACGAGGUAUUCAGAGGCCUCGAAAAUCUGAAGGAAAUUGACGGGAGGUUCAAUGAAAUCACUAACAUAGACAGCCUGUCUCUCCUUCCGCGCUUGGAGCAGCUUGUCAUUGGUCACAAUGCCAUUUCGAAAUUUAAAGGAUCAUUCCCCAAAUUGCGGACUUUGAUCCUCGACCACUGCCCUAUGACACAGUUCGACAUUGAUGGACCUGUCCCAACAUUAACAUCCCUGAACAUAGCUUCUGCAAAGCUGGUCCAGUUUCGCGACUCGCUCUUUGAGAAUCUUCCGAAUUUGCAGAAGCUGAUCCUUGAUAAGAAUCAUCUGGUAUCAAUGUCUCCGCACAUUGGCAAAUUGCGCAGGCUUGAGCAUUUCAGUAUGAUCAAGAACCCUCUGGCCUCGCUACCCGCCACUAUUGGCUGCCUGACUGAGCUCAAAUACCUUAACCUGAGGGAGUGCAAUCUUAGGCGACUACCACCAGAGAUCUGGCACUGUCUGAGGUUGGAAACUCUGAACGUUUCAUCAAACGUGCUGGAUGGAUUCCCAAAGCAUGGCAGUCCUCAACCCCAGCUCCCAAUUGACGCAUCUGCGACUCCUGCAGCAACUCCGGGUUUGUCGAACAAUCCCAAUUACGAAGAGCUAGGUGCAGUUGAGGAACAGGAAGCACGCCGACCCAGUCAAGCAUCAGGAGCUGGUGUACUGAACACCGGAGGUUCGCCCAAUGGAACAGCUUACCGGAAACCCUCUAUCGCCUCAUCGUUAGGGCAAGGUGGGCGAAAAGUUUCCGCGGCGUCUCGCUCCCUCACUGAUGGAAGUCCUUCGUCCCGCAAAGACUCGAAUUUUUCGCAACAUGUUGCAACAACGUUCGGAGGAUCACUAAGGAACCUGCACUUGGCGGAUAACCGGUUGGAAGACGAUAUAUUUCGAGAACUGGCGCUGAUACCGGAGUUACGUGUUGUAAAUCUCUCAUACAACGAGCUAACGGAGCUUCCCCAAGGGCUGUUGAGACGUUGGCCAUUAUUGACCGAGUUAUACCUUUCAGGUAACGAACUCACGUCUCUUCCGUCCGAUGAUCUUGAAGAAGGCAGCAACCUCAAGGUUCUGCAUAUCAAUGCAAACAGAUUUCAAGUCCUUCCAGCCGAACUCUGCAAAGUCAGCAAGCUCGCAAUUCUGGAUGUUGGAAGCAAUGCUCUCAAGUACAAUGUCUCUAACUGGCCGUAUGACUGGAAUUGGAACUGGAACCGCAAUCUAAAGUACCUCAACUUUUCGGGCAACAAACGGCUGGAAAUCAAACCGCAUGCGUCAUCAUUAGGAACGCCGACCACACCCGGGACCGAUUUGACCGAUUUCAACUCCUUGACGCAUCUCCGCGUUCUUGGCUUGAUGGACGUCACUCUCACGAUCUCUACGAUACCCGAAGAGACAGAAGAUCGUCGUGUCCGAACUUCCGCUUCCCUAGCUGGGUCCCUUGCAUAUGGUAUGGCCGACUUUCUUGGCAAGAGUGAACAUCUCUCUAUCUUCGAUAUGAUCGUUCCUCGACUCAAACCUGAUAAGGUGGAGACAGUGGUGGGCAUGUUCGAUGGUCAAUCCCAGUCAACUGGAGGGUCUAGAAUUGCCAAAUUUUUACACGAAAACUUUAUACACACAUUUUCAUCCGAGCUCAAGCGGAUUAGAACCGAAGAACUGGAGACUCCACUGGAUGCACUCAGACGAGCAUUCCUGACUUUGAAUAAGAACAUGGCAUUUGCGUGUUACAAAUCGAUUGACCAAGAUGUGCGUCAUUACCAGGAAGAUCCUGCGGAUCAGAAAAAAGUGCGGUUGAACAAAGAGGAUGUCCAUUCGGGUGGAGUUGCCACUGUGAUCUACCUGAAUAACAUGGAUCUGUUUGUUGCCAACGUUGGUGAUGCGCAGGCGAUCCUUGUCAAGUCCGAUGGCUCGCUAAAGCAUUUGACCCGAAACCAUGAUCCUGCAGAAUCCCACGAAAGAGCAAGGAUCCGCGCUGCAGGCGGCUUUGUCUCCCGCAAUGGCAAAUUGAAUGACGCCCUUACAGUCUCCAGGUCGUUUGGACAUUUCCAGAUGAUGCCUGCAGUUAUCGCGGCACCUCACACGAUGCAUCUCAAUCUCACGGAGCAGGAUGAGAUGAUCAUCUUGGCGUCAAGAGAGCUGUGGGAUUAUGUGACGCCUGACCUUGUUGUUGACGUCGCCAGAGCUGAACGCAGAGACCUCAUGAUUGCUGCCCAGAAGAUCCGAGACCUGGCCAUUUCAUUUGGAGCCAAUAACAAACUCAUGGUCAUGAUCUUGGGUGUGGGUGACUUGAAGAAGCGGGAGAAGAUACGAUUAAGGCCCAGUCUUUCCAUGGUCGGACCCCCGGAGGAUCAGAUCAUUCCGAGCACGAAGCGUACCAAAAAGCCGCGUGAUGCACCAGGCGACUCCAGACUCGCCCGCUUCGAUUAUGUGGACGCCCCCGUCGGGGAGCUCGCUAUCAUCUUCACCGAUAUCAAGAAGUCCACAAGUCUCUGGGAAACAUGCCCUGAGGCAAUGCGCUCGGCUAUCCAGAUUCACAACGACAUACUUCGUCGACAGCUGGGUAUUAUCGGUGGCUACGAGGUCAAAACGGAAGGUGACGCUUUCAUGGUCGCGUUCUCCACAACGACGGCCGCUUUGCUUUGGUGCUUCAACUGCCAGACGCAGCUUCUGGAGGCGGAGUGGCCAACGGAGAUUCUCGAGCAGCCACAGUGCCAGGUGCAGUACGACAUGGAGAACAACAUCAUCUUCCGCGGAUUGUCAGUCCGAAUGGGUAUACAUUGGGGUGAACCUGUUUGCGAGAAGGACCCAGUGACCAAUCGUAUGGAUUAUUUCGGACCGAUGGUCAACCGUGCUUCGCGUAUAUCCGCCGUCGCAGAUGGUGGUCAGAUCUUUGUGUCUUCGGACUUCAUGAGUGAUAUCCAACGUAACUUGGAGGUAUUUGCUGAUAGCGAACGUGCGGCCUCGACUGGCUCUGAAGAGAGUUAUGCACUUGACAACCUUGGCUAUAAUAUCCGACGCGAGCUUCAGCAACUCAAUAGCCAAGGCUUUGUGAUCAAGGAUCAGGGCGAGCGGAAGCUCAAGGGACUCGAAAAUCCAGAACCGCUCUAUUUGAUCUAUCCCCAUGCUUUGUCUGGGCGAUUGACGACCCUAGACAAGGAUGCGGCCAAUGAGCAUGCGCCAACCACUAUCAGCAAGCACUCGCAGCUUGAAAUUCAGACCGACCUAAUCUGGCGCCUGUGGGAACUUACUCUUCGGCUAGAGAGGCUCUGCGGCGCCUUGGAAUAUCCUGGCGAAGCCCGACUCAAGGAACCAAAUGUGUCCCUGUUUAAUGUUGUCAAGAACCAUGGCGGCGAACUUGCGGAUUCGACCGUAGUCAGCCUAGUGGAACAACAGGUAACGCGUAUCGAGGUUUGCAUCAAUACCCUUUCCGUCCGCCACAUGCUACGACCAUUCAAACCAGGCGAUCAACUUAACGACCACGCCGCACCUAUCUCGGAAGUGAUGCAAGAAUUGCAAAACCAGCUUGCCGAGUACCGUACUCUCAAGGAACAAUUAGCUGUCAGUGCUGGCACUACAACAAGCUACAGAUGA
This is a messenger RNA of Aspergillus homomorphus CBS 101889, 6036 nucleotides long. It is a transcript of the gene acyA, whose product is annotated as adenylate cyclase acyA. Gene Ontology annotation, biological process: intracellular signal transduction; cAMP biosynthetic process. Gene Ontology annotation, molecular function: adenylate cyclase activity; protein binding; magnesium ion binding. Bases 1 to 6036 code for a protein of 2011 amino acids. The transcript is spliced from 3 exons. Lineage: Eukaryota; Fungi; Ascomycota; Eurotiomycetes; Eurotiales; Aspergillaceae. The record is from RefSeq and is a predicted model, not a curated record.